AUGACAAUUUACGAAGAAAAUACCUACAAAUCUCGCGAUCCCUACGUUGGUAUGUUUCAGCAAAGUGUCGGUCCCGGACUGAAAAAGAAUUUCGAAGAAGGAGUUGAACUCAUGAUCGUCCGAAAAUUUGCGUCAACCCCUGAUAUUACGCGAGUACUCACCUCAUUAGUCAUGGAUAGAUCCGAAAGGGCAUCUCGACAAAAUUGA
Schizosaccharomyces osmophilus is the source of this 207-nucleotide messenger RNA. RefSeq lists its product as uncharacterized. The coding region runs from base 1 to 207 and encodes 68 amino acids. The transcript has 2 exons. The record is from RefSeq and is a predicted model, not a curated record. Lineage: Eukaryota; Fungi; Ascomycota; Schizosaccharomycetes; Schizosaccharomycetales; Schizosaccharomycetaceae.